This is a messenger RNA of Geosmithia morbida, 633 nucleotides long. Its product is annotated as large subunit ribosomal protein L13e. The transcript is spliced from 4 exons. Gene Ontology annotation, molecular function: structural constituent of ribosome; RNA binding. The annotation marks the transcript as partial. Gene Ontology annotation, cellular component: cytosolic large ribosomal subunit; ribosome. NCBI's taxonomy places the organism in Eukaryota, Fungi, Ascomycota, Sordariomycetes, Hypocreales, Bionectriaceae. Gene Ontology annotation, biological process: translation. The record is from RefSeq and is a predicted model, not a curated record.
GCUAUCGCCCACAACCAGAAGAUCGUCAAGACCCAUUUCCGCAAGGACUGGCAGCGUAGGGUCCGCUGCCACUUCGACCAGCCCGGAAAGAAGGCCUCGAGACGUUCCGCCCGUCAGGCCAAGGCUGCUGCCAUCGCCCCCCGCCCCCUCGACAAGCUCCGCCCUGUCGUGCGAUGCCCUACCAUCAGGUACAACCGCCGUGUCCGUGAGGGCCGCGGUUUCACCGUCGCUGAGCUCAAGGAGGCUGGUAUCCCCACCCGCUUUGCCCCCACCGUCGGCAUCGCCGUCGACCACCGUCGCCAGAACGUCAGCGAGGAGUCGCUGGCGGCCAACGUGGCCCGCCUCAAGGCCUACAAGGAGCGCCUGAUUGUCUUCCCCCGCAAGUCCAACAACCCUAAGAAGGGCGACACCAAGGUCAACCCUCGCGAGGUCGAGAGGGCCACCUACAUCAACGACGCCCUCCCGGUCGCCAACGAGGUUCCUGGCUUCAAGGAGAUCUCCAAGGCCGACCUGCCCGCCCCCAUCGAGGGCGGCGCCUACGCCAAGCUCCGCUACGCCCGCGCCAUCAAGCGCUCCCAGGGUGCCCGCGAGAAGCGUGCCCGCGACGCUGCCGAGGCCGACCAGAAGAAAUAA